AUUUCAGACCCCAGCGAAAGCACACGUUGAUGGUCUAUCUGUCAGAGGGCAGUGGAUGCCGUUCUGUGUAAGAAGCCUAAGCUAAACAGUUAUUGGACGCUUCUGUAAAACGACAAAUAUUCCUGUCUCACGACUGGAAUAUCUGUAGCUUGCUACCUUAAGAUUGUUUUCGACUGACAGGUUGUGGGGCCACAGCACCGAUGCAGUUCCCUGUGUGGUGAGAGCACAGUGGGGCAGUAGCACGAGUUUGAGGAAGAAGAGGAGGAAGAGGGAUGGAGCAGGCUCACAGUUUGCUCCUGAAUGAGGAGGUCUGCAGCCAGCUGGGCGACCAGCAGAGGGCCGAGUUUAUCUUCGAGUGGCUGCGCUUCCUAAAGAAGCUGCUGGCAGCUGUGGACAGGGUGGAUGUGAAGAAAAAGCAGAAGCACCUGGUGGAGCAGCUGACUGAGGUUCUUAUGGGCUCUCCAGGCCCCCCAACCCGCCGGCUCCUGGCUGAUUGUCUGGCGCUGCUCUACAAAGCAGGAGACCCCUUCACUGCCAGCUUUACAAUUGAAAAGUGCAGCGACAUCAUCCGCAGCAAGGACGACUCUCCCAGUUUUCUGCCCACCCGUCUGGCUGCCAUUGCCUGCCUAGGCUCCAUUUAUGAACAGCUGGGCCGUUUGCUGGGAAACACCUUCUCUGAGAGCGUGGGAAACCUGCUGAAGGCCAUGAGGAAUGCAGAGUCGCAGGGUCGGUAUGAGAUCAUGCAGAGCUUACAGAGGAUCCUGAGAGGCCUUGGGAUGAGCGCCGUGUCUUGCCACAGGGACAUCUACAAGGCAGCGCGCGUCUGCCUGACUGAUCGCUCCAUGGCUGUCCGCUGUGCUGCCGCCGAGUGUCUGCUGGAGCUCCAGAGGGAGGCGCUGUUCCUCUGGACAUCUGAGCUGGAGAAUGUGGCCACACUGUGUUUCCGUGCCUUUGAGGGCUCCAACUAUGACGUGCGAGUGGCCAUUUCCAAGCUACUGGGAACCCUGCUGGCCGCAGCAAUUUUGCCCCGGCAGGCUACAGUCCCUCAGCAGAAGCGGACUUCCCUGGAGGAAGUGAUGCAGCUCCUGACUGGUGGCUUCCUACGGGGUGGGGCCAGCUUCCUGAGGGCCAGUGGAGACAUGCUGAAGGGCACCAGCUCCGUCAGUAGAGACAUCCGAGUGGGCAUCACACAGGCUUGUGUGGUUUUGGUCACGUGUCUUAGUGGCCCGUGGUUGGAGGUGAACUUCCCUGCACUACUGCCGCUGGUUUUGGAGCUGGUAUCCCACCCGCGGGCGACCCAGAGCCCAGUGGAUGCUGUGUCCUGCCGGCGCUGCGUCUCUUUCGUGUUCCGCGCCACGCUGGGCAGCCUGCUGGGUGAAAAGGCCCAGAUAGCCGCUGCCAAGGAGAUCUGCCAAGCUGUGGGAAAACAGAAGAAGGCUGUGGGGACCAAAGAUAAUUGGACAAUUGGCUGCUCAGCUGUUCCAUGGGCAGAUGCAGCCCUGAGUGAUGGGAAUAUGGAGGCGCGGGUGAGCGUGGCAGACAUGGCGGCCAGUCAGCAUGCGCUGGUGUGCUGUCUGCAGGAGCUGGGCUCCCUGUUGCAGGGCCUGGGGUCCACUGCUGCACCCCUGCUGCAGGACCCCGCCACAGGAUUGUUGGAUAAGGUGACCUCAGUGCUGCUCCACCCCAGUGCUGCGGUGCGAUUGGCUGCCGCGUGGUGCCUGCGCUGUGUUGCCAUGGCACUGCCCUCGCAGGUCUCUGUGCUGCUGGACCGCUGCACAGAGAGGCUGAAUGCGCUCAAGUCCUGCCCCGAGGCCGUGUCCGGAUACAGCGCUGCCAUCGCCGCCCUGCUGGGCGCGGUGCAACACUGCUCUCUUGGAAUACCACAUGCAAAGGGAAAAGUGGUGAUGGCCCUGUCAGAAGACCUCCUGCGUUCAGCCACACAGAACAGCCGCAUCUCUAUCCAGCGCACACAGGGGGGCUGGCUGCUGCUGUCUGCCCUCAUCACACUGGGGCCCACGGUGGUGGAGCAGCUCCUCCCCAGGCUGCUGCUGCUGUGGAAGUGCUCCUUCCCCCAGUCGCUCAGGGACCUGGACGCAGAGCGCAGCCGCGGGGAUGCCUUUACCUGGCAGGUGACCCUGGAGGGCCGGGCCGGGGCCCUGUGUGCUAUGAAGAGCUUGGUCGUACACUGCAGUGACCUCCUGAAUGAUGAUGUCAUAAUUCGCCUCCUCACACCAUUGGCUUGUGCGGUGGCUCUCCUCAACCAGUUGCCUUCUCUUAUCAAGUCGUAUGGAAACCAAAUGAAAAACAUCUCCUUGAUGUUCAAAUACAGACUGUAUGCGGUUCUUGCUGUGCUGCCUCCUAGAACAUAUGAAGAGAACUUUGGGGCAGUGAUGAAACAGCUGGUCAGUGACCUGACUGGACCAGAGAACCCUGUGUGCGCUGGCUCAGUGCUGCUGCCUCCGCUGUGCCACCCAGGCCACACCUCCCUGCUGGGCCCCGCCCUGCAGGACACAGACCAGUGCUUCAUCGAGGAGCAGCUGCAGCAUGUUGGCAGUGUUGGUGGGGGCAGCCUGGAGAACGACCCCUUUUCCAUUUGCCAGAAAUCCCUGGAUGUCCCUGUGCCCCUCCCCAUAGCCGCCGCUGUCACUGUGGCGACUGUGCAGCUUUUCGGGGUUGUCUUCCCGCACAUCAUCGUUGCUCAGAGGGCACACGUCCUGGAGCAGUUUUGCGAGGGUCUUAAGCAGCUAAAAGGCUCCCGGCAGCAGAUUGUGCAAAUCCACACCGUGUCGGCCUUCUGCUGUGCUUUGAAGUAUCUGGGCUCAGGGCGGUUGGGGCUGGGCCCGGAGGAGGUUCGGCGGCCUGCCCUGGCACUUCUGGUUGGUGCCCUGGAGAGUUCAACUCCCCUGCUCCGCUGUGCAGCUGCCGAGGGCCUUUCCCGCUUGGCACAGGUCGCCAACGAUGCCUCCUUUACCGUCACCAUGACACAGAUCAGCUUCGACAAGUUGAAAACCGCAAGGGAUGCGGUGUCCCGCACAGGCCAUGCCCUGGCCCUGGGUGCGCUGUACCGUUAUCUGGGGGGUAUCAGCUCACCCCAGCACCUCGGAGCUUGUGUGGGGGUGCUCUUCACCCUGUCCCAGGACAGCACUUCUCCCGAAGUUCAGAUGUGGGCCCUGCACGCUCUCUCUCUGGUGAUUGACCUUGCAGGGCCACUGUACCGCAGCCACGUGGAGCCCACAGUUUGCAUGGUACUGCGGCUACUGCUGUGCGUGCCUCCCACCCAUGUGGAGGUGAGCCAGAGCCUGGGUCGCUGCCUGACUGCCCUCAUCACCACCCUGGGGCCUGACCUGCAAGGUGAGGGCCCUACUGUGCCAGCGCUGCGGACGUCUUGCCUGGUGGGCUGUGCUGUGAUGCAGGACAGCCCAGACUGUCUGGUGCAGGCCCAGGCCAUCUCCUGCCUGCAGCAGCUGCACAUGUUCACUCCCCAACAUGUCAACCUCGCCAGCCUGGUGCCCAGCCUCUGUGAGAUCUUGUUGGAUUAUUCUGUGUUGGCAAAUUUGUGCAGUUCCUACCUUUCCCUGCGGAGGGCAGUGGUGGCCUGUCUGAGGCAGCUGGCACAGAGGGAGGCAGCGGAGGUGACUGAACAUGCUGUGGCAUUGGUCAAGGGACUUCCACGGAGAGACAGCGCCUUGCUUGAUGUGACCAUCAAGGAGACGGGCCUGGAGGGGGCGCUGUUCAGCCUGUUGGAUAGGGAGUCGGACGCGCAGCUUUGCAGGGACAUACAGGAGACUCUGGGUCACAUGCUGAGCUCUAUGGCACUGGGCAGGCUGGCACACUGGCUCAAGCUGUGCAAAGAUGUCCUCUCUGCCUCCGCAGAUUUUGCCACGGCCGCACCAGUAGAGACCAACCAGGAGGAGGAUGAGGGGGAGCGGUCGGAUGACUCUUCCAUCUUCACUUCAAAAUCAAAAUCUGGUGGGCCCUUCACAAAUCCCAGAUGGCCCACGCGCGUGUUCUCUGCCGAGUGCGUCUGCCGAAUUAUCACCCAGUGUGAGAAUGGAGACCCUGCCCACUUUGACAUGGCCCUGGCUCAGGAGCGUCGCUUGCAGGUAUCCUCGGACUUCCUGGUUUUGCAUCUGGCUGACCUGAUCCGCAUGGCGUUCAUGGCAGCCACAGACCACAGUGAGGUGCUGAGGCUGGCAGGCCUGCAAACACUGCUGCUCAUCAUCCGCAGGUUUGCCGCCGUCCCUGAGCCCGAGUUCCCUGGGCACGUCAUCCUGGAGCAGUACCAGGCCAACGUGGGAGCUGCCCUACGGCCUGCCUUCACUGCGGACACGCCCCCUGAUGUCACUGCUAAAGCCUGCCAGGUAUGCAGUGCUUGGAUCGCUAGUGGAGUGGUGAGUGACCUUGGGGACCUGCGGCGCGUUCACAACCUCCUGGCCUCCUCAUUGGUCAGAGUCCAGGGUGGAAAAGAGACGCCCAGUCAGCUGUACAAUGAGAGCACCUCCACCAUGGAAGCCCUGGCUGUGCUCAAGGCCUGGGCAGAGGUGUAUAUUGUGGCAAUGAGGAGCCCUGAGUCAAGUUUGACUGAUCCCAGCCUAUCAGAGGAGGGGGUGGGGCCAGUGCCAGGCGGUGGGCUCCUGAGGCUGGUUCAGGCGGACCUUCCCACUCUGAGCCGGCUGUGGCUUGCAGUGCUGCAGGACCAUGCCCUCCUCACGCUCCCUGAGGAGUACUCUCCCCAGCUCCCAGCAACAGGGGGAACCUUUUACACAGCUGAGACAGUGAAGCAGGCUAGACUGCACUACUGCAGCUCCUGGGGGCCCGUUCUGCAUGCUGCUGCCCUGUGGCUCAGCAGCACAGGCUUCAUUGUGGUGGACGAGGGCCCUGCCAACCUGUCCCGCCCUGUCACCCCCACGUCUAUGGGUCAAUCCGCCUCACUGGCCAGCAUGAAGUCUCCUGAGGACUUGAACACCGAGCGUCUUCAUCUCAUCCUGGGCCUCAGUAUCGAAUUUCUGUGUUCCCCACGCUCUGAUGCUCAAAUGGAGAACAUCACUUCCUGUCUACACGCCCUCCAGUGCCUGCUGGACCUCCCCUGGCCCAGGUCCAAGAUCGGGAAUGAUCAGGCCUUGAGCGUGGAGCUUUUGAGCGUGCUCCACAGACUGAUUGUGACACGGGAGUCUCCGGAGGUGCAGGUGGCUGUGCUGCAGCUUGUCCAGCAGGUGGUGUGUGCAGCCCAGGAGCACGUGAAAGAAAAGAGACACAGCGCUGAAGUGGAUGAUGGUGCGGCGGAGAAGGAGACCCUGCCAGAGUUUGGGGAGGGACGGGACACAGGCGGGCUGUUGCCCGGCAAGUCGCUGGUGUUGGGAGCUCUGGAGCUGUGCCUCUGUGUGCUGGUGCGUCGCCUGCCCCAGCUGAGCCCGAAACUGGCCGGCUGCCCCACAGGCCAGGGGGGGCUAUCCCGGGCCAUGAGCCAGAACGACUGCAGGCUGGUGUCUGCUGCUUUGGCCAUCCUGUCCGAACUGCCCUCCAUCUGCUCCCCUGAGGGCAGCGUUUCCAUCCUGCCCACUGUCCUGUACCUGCUGAUGGGGGUCCUGCGGGAGGCGGUGCGGGCCCUGCCCGGUGGGGCACUGGGGCUGGUGAUAGGGGGGGCGCUGCAGGCUCUGCGCACUGUACUGUCCUCUCCUAUGGCCCGAGCGGAAAAGAGCAGGGCUGCCUGGGCCCACCUGCUGCGCUGUGCACUCAGAACUCUGUUAGACUGCUGGGAUCCAGUAGAGGAAACAGGACACACAGUAGAUGAUGUCAGCCUGCUGACAGCCCUCACAAUCUUCCUAUUGUCUGCGGGCCCUGAGGUCACCACUGUGCAGUCACUGCAGACCUGCUGCAUCAGUCGCUUUAAGGCCAGCCUGGAGUCCAAGGAUCCUGCAGUCCUGAGCCGGUGCUUCCAGCUACUGCUGUCAAUGUUCCAGAGCCCCACAGAGGGCGUGGCCAGGCCGUUUAUCCGUGCACUGGGCGGGGUGCUGGUGGGGCACCUGCAGAGCGUGGAGAAGAGUAGGCCCCAGACUGCAGGCGAGCUGCACGCCGUGCAGGAGGGGGUGCGGGCUCUGGAAGGUCUGGUGUCCGCUGCCGACGAGGAGCACCGUCCCCAGCUGGUGGCAGUGCUGCUUGCCAUCCUAAUCUCCUUCCUGCUGGAUGAGAAUGCGCUGUCCUCGGCCCCCCCAGCAACUCGCACCCUGCACGACUCUGCCCUGAGGGACCUAAUGCGCCUUGGGCCGCAGCACCCCUCAGUCUUCAAGGGCCUCAUGACCACAUCGCCCUCAAUGAAGGCGCGGCUGGAAGCUGCUGUGAAAGGCAACCAGGAGAGCCUGAAGGCUAAGACAGCCACGCACCAACCUGUCAGCAAGAGCUCUCCCAGCAUACAGCUCAAGACCCAAUUCCUGUGACCGUGGCACCCCACUCAAGACCCACUUCCUGCGACCCUAGCACCCUACUCAAGACCCACUUCCUAUGACCCAAGGGACACUCAAGACCCACUUCGUAUGACCUUAGCACCCUUCUGAAACUGUACUUCCUGUUACCCAAGCACCCUACUUAAGUCCUACUUCCUGUGUCCCUAGCAACCUACCUAAGAUACACUUCCUGUGACCCUAGCAUGUCUCUGAAGACCCAGUUCUUGUGACCCUACACCCUACUCAAAAUGCACUUCCUGUGACCACAGUAUGCCUCUGAAGACCUACUUCCUGUGACCAUAGCGCUCCACUCGAGACCCACUUCCUGUGACCAUAGCAUGCCUCUCAAGACCCACUUCCUGUGACCCAAGGGACACUCAAGACCCACUUCGUAUGACCUUAGCACCCUUCUGAAGCUGUACUUCCUGUGACCCGAGCACCCUACUCAAGACCCACUUCCUGUGACCCUAGCAUGCCUCACAGGACGCACUUCCUGUGACCCUAGAGCUGCAUUCAAGACCCACAUCCUGUGCCCUUAGCAGCCACUCACUACCCACUUCCUGUGACCCCAGCACCCCAGUCAAUACCCACUUCCUGUGACCCCAGCAUCUAGAUUAAGACCUACUUCCUGUGACCCCAGCCUAUCGCUUAGGGAUGUCAAACUGGGGGGUGUGUAGAUUUUUGUGGUUUACUUUCAGUGAACCCCAAAACAAGUUGUGUGGAUACUUCAGUCAGCAGACAGUGCAGCCUUCCAGGUCUGGAUUCUCACACCCCGGUCUGGCUUAAGACCAACUUCCUGUAAUUCCAACACUUAACUAGUGGCCUUUGGAGAGCAAGAAGACAUGCUUGAACACAGAUGUAGAAUCACUUCACUGUAGGACAGUUCUGUUAAAAUAACACUAAAGGCACAUAAUAGGUUUUCGCUCAAUACCAUUAGCGGGCAAAAAGAUUUUUUUUUAAAUCUUUGCCUAUGUUAUUUUGUAAUCCUUAAAUUUGUAAUAAAAUAGUGUUAACCUCUGUGAGAAGAGAAAAAACUGAAGCAGUAGAGGUUUUAAGUGGAUUGGUGGCAUUUCACAAAGUUAUCCGUGAGGGGUUGAGGGAUUUGUAGUACUGCAUAGUUGAACCAGAUUCUGUGUGUCAAUUGGAGUACUGUAUCUGGGCUCUUCACAGGUGGUGCUAUAACCAGUAAACAUGUUCUGCCAUGUCACUCCUGGUGUGCUGACCCCACACCCCACCACCCAUGGUGCUGUAACACACUGGUCUGCACAGUUCUUAAUCAGUUACAUCCGUGGAGGGCAAGCAAAGAAACUUGAAAUAUUACUGUUGAAGGUUUGUCUGCCUUUGGAGAGUGUUAUGUGUUUUAGCUUCAGUCUGCCUUGCCUCUGCUUUGGGCCAGUAUUUCUAUAUAGCUUAGUUGGCAUGGAGCAGAGCUCCAUUGAACAUGUCAGUGCUACUAAAUCAUUUCAACACAGAAAUUUUAGAUCAUCUGUAGGGAAUCAGUAUAAUAUACAGUACUGCGCUAGCCCAAAAUUUUUGGCCAAUAAUGCAUGCUUAUGUUUCAGUUGCAAAGUAAAAGCACUAGUGAAAGAAGGUUUCGGACACCAUCUCUACACCUCCUGGACACAGGCUCAUAUUAGCUGCCCUUGGUAUGGCAUGCUGCCUUGUCUGUUGCGUAAGCAGCAUUACUUCCGCCAAGAUCUAAGAACUGUUGAGGUGAACAGCAUUGAUACUCUUAAUCCAUUAAGCCCAGAGAGGGCUCCAUGAGCUGUAGACAUCAGAGUCCAGGCCCAUUCAGAGGCUAGCCUUAUAACUGUAGCAUUCUCAGGACCUCUUCAGUCAUUCAGUCUGUAUCCCCAAGCACUCCGCUGUCCUCAGGGCACCACCAUCAUCAGAAAAACGCAAAGACCUCAUCUCAUAAAGGGCUUAAAAAUGUAUCCAAGACUCAAUGGACCCAAGUGAAGUGGCCAGUUGACCGUGGAGUGGUGGUGCACUAUUUCUCUGGCCUUUAUGUAGAAAUAAUCUGUGCUUCAGCUGCAAUUGGCCUUUUAAAAGCACAGCUAGUUUCUUAAACUGCAUAUAAAAUCAGUUAACAGUUAUUCCCUUUCUUUUUGUGUUCACAAAUAACAGUGUAAUCACCACAUAGAUGUAGUAAUGGUAUUACACCUCUAACCUCUAAUCUUUUUUCCUGAAUAAUUAUGCAAAAAUUACAUUAAUUGUAGAAUUGCUACACUACAAUCACUGAGCAAUCAAAGACGCAAUCAAAUUUGCAUGUUGCCACAUCCCAUCUGUGUUAGGAUUUUAGUUUUUAAUUCAAGCUCCUCCUCUUAAUUUUGUCUCAAUUUGUAAUCUGAGGUUGAGCUCACGGAUUGAGAAAAUGGCAGUCAGAGAUAAGGAAAAGUUAUUCUGCCCACUAAUUGUAUGUGUGUAUGUGCAGGAUAUCAUACAUUUAUAGAUAUUGUUGUAUAAAAUGUGCAUUCUUAAUGUGAUGUCAGUGUUGAACAUGUGGCUGUAAUCAUCCAAACAAAUGGAAGGGUAAUCGAUGAAGUAUUGUGAGAUGAUUUUUAUACUGAUUGUUGUAAUGUUAUUUCCGAAGAAUGAUGCCAGCUAAGUAAGGCAUUGGCCUGGCAUUUUUAGUCCAUAAUAAACGAAUGUGGGAAAUUGUCUCAAUAAGCAUGAAGUUUAAGGGAAGAGUUGCUCAUGUGCUGCACACAUAUUUUUUCCAACUUUAGCACUUUGAUUGCUGUGAGAAUUAUGUAAAAACUGUAGUAUUGGCAGGCUGUACAAACAUUUGUGCAGAGCACUGUAAAUUGUACAGAAUAACCAUUUGGGCUAUAUCUUAUUAACAGUUUUGUUUUCUAAUAUACAUGAGGAAAUAAAGCCUAGCAUUCUCUCUUCCA
Messenger RNA from Anguilla rostrata (American eel), 9337 nucleotides. RefSeq names its product HEAT repeat containing 5a (gene heatr5a). The transcript is spliced from 38 exons. Gene Ontology annotation, cellular component: endocytic vesicle; Golgi apparatus; membrane. Gene Ontology annotation, biological process: endocytosis; intracellular protein localization; retrograde transport, endosome to Golgi. Bases 273 to 6434 code for a protein of 2053 amino acids. The record is from RefSeq and is a predicted model, not a curated record. NCBI's taxonomy places the organism in Eukaryota, Metazoa, Chordata, Actinopteri, Anguilliformes, Anguillidae.